AAGUGAGAGGAGUGUGGGAGGGAGGGAGAGAGAUGGCCUUCUCUGGCCUUCUUCCCCGAAGAGUAGAGAGAAAAACUCUCUCCCUCUCUCUCCCUCCUGCAACUUGUAAUCGUUUCUAGAAAGAUAAUCCGUUUUCGCAAUUCCAAACUUUGGCUAAUGGCUUCUCUCUGCUUCGUUGGUUCACAGAUUCGCUCGUUUCGUUUAGCUAAAGCGAGCUCACAGCAAUGGAGUCGGUGGGAAAAGUCGUUAGGAAGGAGAUCGACGGGGUCGGGUUCUGCUUCGGUACGGUGCAGUCUUACGAUCCUUCUGGAUUUUACGAGAUCGUUUACGAGAAUGGCGUUACGGAGACUUCGAGUUUGACCGAGUUUGCUGCUCUCCUGGUGGGAGAAGGCCAAUUCGAGGAAGCGGAAACGCCGGUUCAAGUGAAUGGUUGUAAGAGGAGCAGGAAGCGGCCUCGGGAGAAUGUCAAGCGAUACAGUAAGACGUUGCCGAACGAGGUCAAUGUGAUGAGGGAUGUCGAUUUGAACGAAGAGAUUCCGGAGGAGGAUGCUGGGGUUAGUGACGGCGGUUUGAGAGGGAAUCUUGAUUUGAAUCGUGCACCUGUGGAGACUCUAGAUUUGGAUUUGAAUACGGCGGUGCCGGAGCCUGAUGAAGGUAUUGGUUACGAGAAGAAUUCUAGUAACAAAAGGAGGAGAUUGAUUGAUCUGAACAUGGAUGCGAGCUGUGAUUUGGAGGAUGCUGAGGUCCGUGACUUGAAUGCUGACGAGAGGGAGGGAUGGUUUGAUUUGAACGUGGCGGCUGACGUGGAGAACAGCAAUGCUGACGUACUAGUUCAGAUGAACGGAGAUGGCGAAGUUCAAGAAACCAACGUGCAGGAUGAAAACGGUGUCCAGGAUGAUCUUGAGGCUGGAGGAUUUGAAGAAGUCCAUGUUGCUGAAGUCUCCAGCGGUCAGAUAUUGGAGGAGAUACAGGAGGAGAACACUGUUUCAGCGCAAGAUCUCAAGGCUCCUGAUGCUAAUGGAUCUGAGGGGGAUCAUGAUGUUCCUGAGCAUAACAGUGCUUCACUGCCAGAUCUCAAUGCUCCUGAUGCUAAUGGAACUGAGGGGGAUCAUGAUCUUCCUGAGCAUAACAAUGUUUCACCGCAAGAUCUCAAUGCUCCUGAUGCUAAUGGAGUUGAGGGGGAUCAUGAUCUUCCUGAGCGUAACAACGUUUCACCGCAAGAUCUCAACGCUCCUGAUGCUAAUGGGACUGAGGGGGAUCAUGUUCUUCCUGAGCAUAACAGUGUUUCACUGCAAGAUCUUAAUGCUCUUGAUGCUAAUGGAGCUGAGGGGGAUCAUGAUCUUCUUGAGCGUAACAGUAACAGUUUUUCACCGCAAGAUCUCAACGCUCAUGGUGCUAAUGGGGCUGAGGGGGAUCAUGUUCUUCCUGAGCAUAACAGUGUUUCACUGCAAGAUCUUAAUUCUCCUGAUGCUAAUGGAGCUGAGGGGGAUCAUGAUCUUCCUGAGCGUAACAGUGUUUCACCGCAAGAUCUCAACGCUCCUGAUGCUAAUGGAGCUGAGGGGGAUCAUCAUCUUCCUGAGCAUAACAGUGCUUCACUGCCAGAUCUCAAUGCUCUUGAUGCUAAUGGAGCUGAGGGGGAUCAUCAUCUUCCUGAGCAUAACAGUGCUUCACUGCCAGAUCUCAACGCUCCUGAUGCUAAUGGAGCUGAGGGGGAUCAUCAUCUUCCUGAGCGUAACAUUGUUUCACUGCAAGAUCUCAAUGCUUCUGAUGCUAAUGGAGCUGAGGGGGAUCAUCAUCUUCCUGAGCAUAACAAUGCUUCACUGCCAGAUCUCAAUGCCUCUGAUGCUAAUGGAGCUGAGGGGGAUCAUCAUCUUCCUGAGCAUAACAGUGCUUCACUGCCAGAUCUCAAUGCUUCUGAUGCUAAUGGAGCUGAGGGGGAUCAUCAUCUUCCUGAGCAUAAUAGCGCUUCACUGCCAGAUCUCAACGCUCACGAUGCUAAUGGAGCUGAGGGGGAUCAUCAUCUUCCUGAGCGUAACAUUGUUUCACUGCAAGAUCUCAAUGCUCCUGAUGCUAAUGGAGCUGAGAGGGAUCAUCAUCUUCCUGAGCCUAACAGUGCUUCACUGCCAGAUCUCAACGCUCCUGAUGCUAAUGGAGCUGAGGGGGAUCAUGUUCUUCCUGAGCAUAACAGUGGUUCACUGCAAGAUCUCAAUGCUCCUGAUGCUAAUGGAGCUGAGGGGGAUCAUGUUCUUCCUGAUCAUAACAGUGUUUCACCACAAGAUCUCAACGCUCCUGAUGCUAAUGGUGCUGAGGGGGAGCAUCAUCUUCCUGACCAUGUUGCUAACUCUGUUGAUAAGUUUCUCUCUGAUAGGGAUCAUUAUCAUCCUGUCAGUAGCACUGUUACAGCUUGCUUAGCUGAUGAAGUAUCGCCUGCUCUGUCAGUUAAUUGUCUGACAGCCGAGAAAAAUUGGAUCGUUGAGGAGAUCUCUUUGCUUCCGCCAAAGCCACAGUUACCUCCAUCCUCACCUAAUUUGAAUUUGGAUGGUCUUCCCAUUCCGUAUGUCUUUGCUACUUACUCUUUUCUGCGGUCCUUCAGUACUGUGCUGUUUUUGAGUCCCUUUGAGUUGAAGGAUUUUGUGGAAGCGCUGAGGUUCACGUCUCCUAGUCUACUGUUCGACAGCAUCCAUGUUUCCCUCUUACAAAUGCUAAGAAAAGAUUUGGAAAAACUCGCUGGUGAAGAUGACCAGUCUGCGACUCUUUGCCUGAGGAGUCUUGAUUGGGACAUGUUGGAUGUGGUUAAUUAUCCCCUUUAUGUAGUCGAAUACCUGCUAUUUUCUGGUUCUAAGGACGGCCCUGGAGUGGAUCUAACUCGGUUUAACUUUUUCAGAAAUGAGUACUUCAGACUGCCCAUGGCUCUGAAAACUGAGAUACUUGCCUGUUUGUGUGGUGAUAUGAUGGAUGCUGAAGUUGUGAUAUCAGAGCUUAAUAAAAGAUCUGCUGGUGGUUCCUUUGACAGGAACGUUGACGAAUGUUUUAUUUGUAAAAUGGUUGGUAACUUAGUGUGCUGUGAUGGUUGUCCAGCUGCCUAUCAUUCUAAGUGUAUUGGUGUUGCCUUGGAACUUUUGCCUGAGGGUGUCUGGUACUGCCCUGAAUGUUCAUUUGACCGGCAUGCGCCAGGAUUGAAGCCUGCAAAGCAAAUUCGAGGAUCACAGUUAAUAGAGAUUGAUCCCCAUGGCCGAAAGUACUACAGCAGUUGUGGCUACUUAUUGGUGAUAGAUAGCGACGGUUCAGGCUCAGCGAACUACUACCAUGCAAAUGGUGUGAUGCUUGUGCUGGAGCAGCUCAAGUCAUGCGGUAGUUUCUAUGUUGACGUAACAACUGCAAUUAAAAAGCACUGGAAUAUCCCUGUUACGGCUCCUCUAUCAGCUCCAGAAAAACAGGCAACAUCUGGAGUUAAGAACAGGCUGGAGGAAACAUCCAGGAAUGGAGGUUCACAUCUUCGUUGUCAUAGGACUCUUCGGGAGAUAUCAGAUUCGGCUACUGAACCAGAUAUCCUCAAUAUGAGUUCUGAAGGAUCUGCCGAAACUGCAAACAAUGGUUUGGAUGUCAUGGAAGAGCCAAAUAUGAUGAACACAAGGGAAGAAGUUAGACCUAAUGCGCAGAGUGAAUCGGGCUACAGAAACCAGUACAUAUUUGCUCAGUUGACUACAGCAAUUUCUGAAGAGAUGGCACGUAACUCACCUGACCGUGCUAAUGAUAUGAGAUUUGAUGAAGAGAUAGCUUCGACCCAGCUGAAGACUAUAUUGAUGAAAGCCAACAAAUUUCAAUGGCGAAGCAUCCAAGGCCUCUACCUAGAUGCAUGGAAAGAAAAAUGUGGAUGGUGUCAUUCUUGCAAGUUUGGGGAUGCCGGGAGGGAGAAAAUUUGUUUUUUUAAUAUGAGUCUCGGGGCUUUACGGGGUCCUUCGGAAAGUGAGAUUGCUAACAGUCAACCCAUUGAUAACAAAAGUCAUUUUAUGGCUAUCAUAACGCAGUUAUUAUCCAUGGAAAGUCGAUUGCAAGGUCUUUUGGUGGGUCCAUGGUUGAAUCCACAGCACUCCAGUAUUUGGCGUGAACACAUUCUGAAAGCAUCAAGCAUGUACAGCUUGAGACAUUCAUUGGUUGAAUUUGAGGCGAAUUUGCACCAUCUUGUUCUUUCACCUCAGUGGCUAAACCAUGUCGAUUCUGCCGUAGAAAUGGGCUCGUCUAAACAUGUUCUCAUUGCUUCCACACGAUCAUCGUCAAAGACUACCAUUGGUAAAAGAAGGGGGACAUCGUUGGAGUCUGGGGUUAACCAUACUACUGCAAAGAAUAAUGGGGGAUCGCCCAUGUGUUGGUGGAGAGGCGGCCGACUUUCACGGCAGUUAUUCAACUGGAAGGUUUUACCUCGCUCUUUGGUCUCGAAUGCUGCUAGACAAGGUGGAAGUGUGAAUAUUCCAGGAAUAAUGUAUCCUACUGAGAAUUCAGAGCCCGCUAAGAGAAGCCGACGUGUUGCCUGGGAAGCAGCUGUUGAGUCAUCUACGACUUCAGAGCAGCUCGGUUUUCAGGUGAGGACACUCCACUCUCACAUAAAGUGGGAUGAUAUUGAGAACAGUCAUCUUCUUCUUGCAUCGGACAACGAAUCCAAAAAAUCUGCCAGGCUGUUCAAAAAAGUGAUUGUCCGUAGGAAGUGCAUAGAGGAAGAGACUGUUAAGUAUCUCCUUGACUUUGGUCAAAAGAGAUCUAUUUCUCAAAGCAGAUAUAUUCCAGAUGUUGUAUUGAAGAAUGGUCGGAUGAUUGAAGAAUCCUCGGGUGAAAGAAGAGAGUACUGGCUGAAUGAAUCAUAUGUGCCUUUACAUCUGCUGAAAGGAUUUGAAGAGAGAAAAGCUGUACGAAAAACUAGUAACCCAGGAGGCUCUUUUAGACACCCUGAGAUAGAAAAAGUACGGGAAAGGUCCUCAGAGAGAAAAGGAUUCUCGUGCCUUUUUGAAAGGGCAGAAAGAUCCGAGUCUUCUUUGUGUGAGCAAUGUAAGGAACAUGUGCCUUUGAGUGAUGCUGCGUGGUGCCACAUCUGCAAAAAAUCAUUUCACAAAGAUCAUAUCAGGAGAGCGGACGAGGAAGGCAUGUACAUCUGUCUUCCAUGCAAAAGAGCAGUGCUAGCAGAAGAACAACCCAUCGUACAGAAAAGAAGGCGCCCCGCAGGGAGUCAACGUAAUAAAACUGGAGCUCGGACACAAAAGCGUAAAACGGUCAUACCUGCUCGCAACUCACUUCGGCUGAAGGCAGGGAGAAUAUCCUUUAGGGUAAAGAAACAUAAAAAGGCUGUUGCAACUAAACCAUUGCGACGUUCAGGCAGGCAAACGAAGCAGGUUGUUCGGCUGCAGGAUGAAAGUCAAGUUCCUGGAGGGAGUGAGAAACGGAAGCUGGAAACUGAAGGAGACAGAGGCAGUGCUAAGAAAGCAAGACAAGAGAAUUCCAAAACCCUUAAGAGAAAAGAAAGGUGCUCGACCUAUUGGUUGAAUGGACUCCGCUUAUCAAGAGAGCCUGGUGAUGAACGGAUCAAUAAGUUCCGGAGAGAUGGAUGUUCUAAACCUUUGAAGAACUCGGGUUCUGUUCAAGUUCGAGGUGAGUGUCGUUUAUGCGGCUCGAUGGACUCUGAAUCCGGAUCAACUCUCAUCGCCUGCGAAAAAUGUGAAAAAUGGUACCAUGGAGAUGCAUGUGGGAUUAACGAGAAGAAUUCAAGUAUGGUGAUUGAAUUCCGGUGCCAUAUCUGUCGAGAGAAGCCUUCACCCUCAUGUCCACCUAUGUAAUCUUACUACUUCCCUUGCCCCAUCCUAAGCUGUGAGUUUGUUAUGAUAGAAUAUUCUUAGGGUGGGAUCAAGUUGGGAGAAUUAGAUAGGGGAAGGUGUAACUUGGAGAUGUCUUUAGGAGAAGAGUAUUGCGUAAGUGAAUCAAGGGAAAGGAGUAACAGAAGAGGCAACAGUUUGGAGAUAGUAUGAAGUUAGUUUGGCUUGUUGGGACUGCUAACUUGGAUGAGUAGGUACUAAAGUGAAGUGUUUGACUUAAAAGAGUUAAGUGAACAAAUAUGAAAUUCAAGAACCAGAGAUAAUUUAUCUCAUUUGAUUUCUUUUUCUUUUUCUUUUUCUUUUUAUAAUGGAGGAACUUGGUAAACAAGUGAAAGUAUGUAAUAAAGAAUGUUGAAUCCAUUUUCUAUCGAAAUACUUUGGUAAA
Molecule: messenger RNA, 6243 nt
Organism: Brassica napus (rape)
Lineage: Eukaryota; Viridiplantae; Streptophyta; Magnoliopsida; Brassicales; Brassicaceae
Product: DDT domain-containing protein PTM-like
Exons: 9
Coding region: 225-5822 (1865 amino acids)
Source: RefSeq, a predicted model, not a curated record